Molecule: messenger RNA, 4857 nt
Organism: Fonsecaea erecta
Lineage: Eukaryota; Fungi; Ascomycota; Eurotiomycetes; Chaetothyriales; Herpotrichiellaceae
Exons: 7
Coding region: 1-4857 (1618 amino acids)
Biological process (GO): mRNA export from nucleus
Cellular component (GO): nucleus; cytoplasm; transcription export complex 2
Source: RefSeq, a predicted model, not a curated record
AUGUCUGCGCCACCGUCCACUCGCGGACAACGCGGUGGCACCUCGACCAGAGGUGGACGAGGGACUCCGUCGCAAUCGACUCGAGGGCGCGGUAGCACACGUGGAUCUGUCAAUACGAGAGGUCGAGGUAGCGGCGCAGGCGCAAACGUGGGUGCUUCAAAUACUAAUGGUGAAGGGCUACUGCAGCGACUACGCGCGGGAACUGUCAAAAGAGGUGACGACAAUGGGUCUUCAGUGCGUGGAAGAGGACGCGGUGGUGGUAUUGGGAACACAACACCCUCUGUGAACGGUUCUCGAGGACGUGGUCGCGGAUCCACACACUUGUCGCAGACAUUCAGCACGCCCAAAUCCCAAGCGUCAAAGCCUGGCUCUCGAGCAGCGUCUCCGGCACCUACCUCACACCGGGACUUUAUGAAUAUGGCAUAUAACAAAUUCCAAACGCUCAAGCAAAGCCGGGAAGAGGAAAGGGCCAAGGCGAUUCGCGAUGGGUUCCUGGCCGAUCCGGAGAAGAAAACCAGCUUGGACAAAGCCAUCACCCCGGUCGGAACCUGCACGGAGAUGUGUCCAGAAUUCGAAAGAGUGGAACGUAUAGUCCAGAACAUGGUUGACAAGGCAGAGAAGGUGCGCAACGAAGAAACCGGCAAAGACAUGCCCGCAGAAGAUCGCAUGGUCAAGCGAUUUCGUCGGUCUGCUGCUGGCUAUGACGAGCAGUUGCCUUCCGAUAUCCGAACCCCCGAGACUCUGAAACGAACGCUGGAUUAUCUUAUCGACAAAGUCGUUGGUGGCGGUGAACGACUGGCUACAGUCCACAAGUUUGUCUGGGAUCGAACGCGAGGGAUCCGCAAUGACUUCUCAAUCCAACAAGUCACCAACGUCCAGGAUGUUCAGCUGGCUGUCGACUGUUUCGAGCGAAUCGCAAGAUUCCAUAUCUUGUCAUUGCACCAACUGUCAAACCCGGACAAUCUGCUGGAGGGAGAGAACUUUGACAGCUACCAAGAGAGAGAACAGCUAAACAACACCCUCCUAUCGCUGGUCUACUAUUACGAUGAUCAUCGAGGGCGGAUUGACUUCCCUAACGAAGGGGAGUUCCGCUCUUAUCUCGUCAUCUUUGAGAUUCAAGCCCCUGAAAGACCGGACUUGGAAGAUCGCAUGCAAUCAUGGCCCAGGAGUCUUCUCGGGGACAAGAGAGUUCGGACGGCACUUCAGCUGUACCGGGCGGCAGGCAACUCCUUACUCAACCAAGGGCCUCUUCAGCCGUGGGAGCCUUUCGCCGUUGCUCAGGGGAAAACGGGAGGCUUUUGGAACCUCUUGGCCUCGGAUGCGGUGCCAUACAUCAUGGCUUGCCUCGCUGAGAUAUAUUUUGCCGAAGUCCGCUUCGUCGCCCUCGAUGCAUUGUGGCGCUCGUGCAAGAAAGGCCCUCAGGCCCAACAAGCAAAGUCUAGAGAUUGGACGCUGGGUGAAGUGACAAACUUCCUGGGGUUUGACUCGAACGAAGAAACCGGGGACUUCUGCGCCGCUUUCGAUCUCUUCUUCGGUAUGGACGAUAGCGGCGAGGGUUAUCUGGAUGCCACAGCAAAUAGUGCUCAAUCGCUUGAUUCGUCCUCGAUACCACGACGCCAGAUAUUUUCCCACCGGUACGUGGAAAGGAAGCGGUACCAUCGCACCCUGACCGCCGUCAUCAACGGUGCAACCGUCGCAGAAGCAAUCCGUCAGGGCUGGGUUGAGUCUCAAGAUGAGGACGCACGCCCCAUGGAUGAUACCAGGGAAGAUGACCAGAGCUUGUUCGUUCCGGAGACGAAAGCAAGCUCCUCUGCAGCUUCCUCUCCUUGGGGCCCUUCACUCAAUGCACAAGCUGCUCCCUUUACACCAUCGUUCGUUCAAUCCACCCCCUCGUCGAGCUCGACGAUGCCAGCAACGGGUACUGGAUUUGGCACUUCUAGCUCAUUCAACGCUGCUGCUUCUGUCAAGUCGACAGACGAGUCUCCGUUUGGAAAGCCAUUGAAAACUGGUGGCUUUGGAACUUUUGACCCAUCCAAAUUGACCGAUUCGACGGGCAACUUUGCCAAGUCAACUCUUUCUCAACAACCGCAGACAUCGACUGGCGGCUUUGCUGGAUUCACGCCGUCAACAGCAUCAUCUACUCUACAGAAAGAAAACAAGUCCUUGGGCCUGGGCGGAUUCACUGCCAAAGCUCAGGAAGCACCUACUACCACUGCUGCAGAUAAAAGGCCUGCUCAGCCUGCGUUUGUCUUCGGCACAAAUUCUUUCUCUCCUUCGACCCCUGCAACCUCAUCAGAAACUCGCAUCUUUGGCCAGCCACCGGUGCCACAAUCGACAAUUUCUGUCGCCUCACCAGCAAAGCAAGGGCACGCCUCAACAACUGUUCCAUCGUCCACGCCUUUUCCACUCACCUCCCCCACAGCGUCAUUUUCGACGUAUACAACGUUUGGGCAGACUUUGGGAGGCACAACUGCCCCAUUAUUUCUUGGAUCAGCCGAAAGACCUACAACCUUACCAGAGGCCGUGCAAGUGACAUCAGAGUCGGAGAGGCGCUCACCCUCAACCACAACUCCCGCAGUCUCGUCCUCAGAAGCGAUCCCAAGUUUCUUUUCGAAGCCAAGUGUCACUGGCUCUUUAGAGACACAACCAUCAUCAAUUCUUGAAUCCGUUUCGAAGCCUUCAUUGGAGAAGUUCAAUUUCUCUACGACGGCAAGUUCAACUACGACCUUGGGGAAUCAGCAGCACCCAAGCCAACAACUUGACAAAACAACAAUCGCUCCGAGCCCAUCAUUCACCGAGGCUUCUACCCGCAGCACCACUCCUCCACAUUCUCCCCGUCAACCUCCUCCCAAGCCGGUCUUCACCCACGCAGAUCGGAACAAGCUUGCAGAGAAUGUGUCCAGGAUUGCAUUGACACAGCAGAGGGGAUUGCUUAACAGCUAUAUUGAUUUCACACUGCGUGAUCUUGUGACGACAGCCUUCAAUCAAUAUCGACUAGAAGCGCGCGAUGCAGCUAUUACUUCUGUUCGUGAACGUAUCCUAGCGCGCAAAUUUGGCUAUCUCUGGCGGACCCGCGCUUGGACCGGUGCGCUGAAUCGACGAGCGAAAACUCGACGCCAGCUAUUCGCGGAGACCAUCAGAGCCGAACAAGCACGAAAACAAAGAACAAAGGAAGAACUCGAGGAGAUACUGAGGGCAACAAUGGAGACAAAACGUCUUCAAAGAGAGGUUCAACAGGCUGUCAUAGCAGGAGAUCCCCCGACCGCCACGCAAAACAAAGUAGAAGUCUGCAGCGUCGCUGGACGAAAGCGCAAAAGCUUCUCGGGUGCGAAUUCGGCAGCGAACAGUACACCCUCGAUUUCUGGGCAUAAGAGGUCGAAAACGAUGAGUGUCUCUUCUGACCCCUCAGGCUCUACCAUGAGCCAGAGACCGCCCAUCCCUAGUUUCAGGGCGUCUAUCUCGAGGCCACCUCAAUACGUCUCCAUCUUCUCGCGCACAUCUACGCUCGGUCAAUCGGCAUCUGCACAGAAACUCGAUACUACACGCACCGACUAUUUCAGGCUUAAAGCUAUGGGUGUCGAUCCCGAGACGCCGAUUAUCCCCGACACUCAGCGAACGCUAGCGGUCCGACGACAAAAAGAGGCAGAAGAGAGACAAGCAAGUCUAAGAAGAGCAAACCGACGCCUCAGAACGUCGCUCUCCUCUGAUCAAAGCUCUCCCGCACCAACACUGCCACCCGUUGUGGCUGCCUCCCGGACGCCGGAUGCAAAACCAAUACCGCAGCAAAUAUCUACCGCCCCUCCAGUCGAAGACGAUUUCCUUAAGCAGAUCAGAGAAGCUCGUGAAGCAAUGGUAGAACAGAUCGAAUGGUUCAAACAGCAAUCUGUCUCGAUAGAGAAGGAGAUCGAGCAAGACGAAGAAUACCGAAGAAGCCAGAGCAGUCGUGAUCACGGUAGCCCCAGUUCAGCAACUGGCUUGGUACGAGUCAACGGUUAUGAGUACCUUCCGGGAGCGAACAAACCAGGAUCCAGUCUGUCGCGUACCGAGAGGCGUAUUCGAGAAACUGGCGCCCAUGGAUUGGCGACGAAACCUCUCCGAACGAGCUCGCAGUAUGUGCCGGUUGCAAUGUCCAAAAAAAGUGCACAGAUUUACUCCCGAGGGUCCAACGUUUCGAGUCCAGGGAAAAAACGGGCGCACGACGAUGUGGAUCUGGUUUCUGAGAAGGCUGCAAACCGGUAUCUGGGGACUCUGCCUGCUUCUAAACGCCCUCGGGGCGCACCGUAUCAGACUGCAGUCCGGAUCGUUCAGCAUUCAAGGCCGAACCAUAUCACCAGAACUCAUGGCAGCAAUUCAUUCGACCUGCUCCAGUCACCCCGUUCGGAUGAAGAUGUAGAAGAAGCAGAUGACGACACCGACGGAGGCGGGCAUCAUGAGCACGAGCUGUAUUAUGAAGAGGAAGAAGAGGGAUAUUCUGGACACGAUGCCUCCCAGUAUGCACGCAACGGCAUUUACGCAGCCGACGAAGAUGAAGAGGAGUUGGAGGAGGACGAUGAGGAUGAAGAUGAAGAUGAAGAUGAAGAAAAAGAAAAUGGAUACUACCCUAUGGAAGGAAAUGGAGAGGCCGAGGAAGAAGAUACGGAGGAGGAUAACGACGACGACCUCGAGGCGGACGAUGAAGAAGAGGAAGAUGAUGAUGAUGAUGACAGGCAAUACAGUUAUCCAGCGUACCUUCAGGAGCGACAGGACGAAUUUGACGACGCCGAAACACCCCUGACGAAUCCCCAGCUCAGCCGUGCCGCCAGCAGCGCUCCAGGUGCUAGUGUGGACGACGCACUGGUCCUGAGCGACAGCGACUGA